Messenger RNA from Nycticebus coucang (slow loris), 1076 nucleotides. RefSeq names its product tRNA-splicing endonuclease subunit Sen15-like. The record is from RefSeq and is a predicted model, not a curated record. Gene Ontology annotation, biological process: tRNA splicing, via endonucleolytic cleavage and ligation. Lineage: Eukaryota; Metazoa; Chordata; Mammalia; Primates; Lorisidae. Bases 52 to 558 code for a protein of 168 amino acids. Gene Ontology annotation, molecular function: nucleic acid binding. The transcript has a single exon.
UCUGGCCGGGCGCGGGUCCUGGUGCACCACGGGCGCGCCGCACCGGCCGGCAUGGAAGAAGACGGUGAUUCCGAGCCGGUCCCCGGUUGCAGCGGGCUGGGGCCGGGCGGCGUUCGAGGUGGCAGCAGCGCUCACUCGUGGGCCCCCGAGGACGCCUGGAUGGGUUCCCACCCUAAGUAUUUAGAAAUGAUGGAAUUAGCUAUAGGAGAUGCCAGCCAAGUUUAUGUAGCAUUUUUGGUUUACCUGGACCUCAUGGAGAGUAAAAGUUGGCAUGAAGUGAACUGUGUGGGAUUACCAGAACUCCAGCUCAUCUGCCUUGUGGGCACUGAGAUAGAAGGGGAAGGGUUACGGACUGUGGUGCCAACCUCUAUUACUGCUUCCUUCAGCCAUAACAGGAUAAGGGAGAUCUUGAAGGCAUCACAAAAAUUGCAAGGUGAUCCUGAUUUGCCGAUGUCUUUUAUUUUGGCCAUAGUGGAAUCUGAUUCUACAAUAGUCUAUCAUAAACUUACGGAUGGAUUUAUGCUGCCAGACCCUCAGAAUAUUUCCCUUAGAAGAUGACCUCUAUACUUCCUGAUGCAUAUUUUAUUCAUACAAGAUUGGAUUUGAGACUGAUUGCCUGCUUCAUCUUUUAUUCCAGAGAUGACUAAUCAGCGUUGACUUAGAUUGUUUAGGUUGACUAGUCAAGGUUGACUUUCCAAUUGCAGAAUUUUUUUUUUCUUCAGAAUAAAACUUCCCCAGAUAGAAGAAAUUUUUUCUUCAAAAAUACAGGGUAGUUGCUCGUAGAACUUUCUUAUCUAGAGACAGUUUAAUUGUAGUUGUACGCGGUUAUACCUAGGAUAUAUUCAGAGGGGUGGACCCAUGUGUUGCUCUGUCAUCCCACACUCGUGUGGACUCUGUCCAUUACUGCCACUGCUAGCUCAUGUGGAGACUGCCUCCUCUUUCUCGUACUCAACUCCCAGGGCCUUUUGGCCACUACGGCUAGCUUGGAAUAGUAUUUCAUGUAUACCUUGACACCUGGAGAAUUUAUCUCUGUUUGUUUUUGUUUUUGUUUUAAAUCACCAAUAAAAAGUAAAAGA